This is a messenger RNA of Micropterus dolomieu (smallmouth bass), 3766 nucleotides long. RefSeq names its product pleckstrin homology domain containing, family A (phosphoinositide binding specific) member 1b (gene plekha1b). Gene Ontology annotation, cellular component: cytoplasm; membrane. Bases 329 to 1537 code for a protein of 402 amino acids. Gene Ontology annotation, molecular function: PDZ domain binding. The transcript is spliced from 13 exons. The record is from RefSeq and is a predicted model, not a curated record. NCBI's taxonomy places the organism in Eukaryota, Metazoa, Chordata, Actinopteri, Centrarchiformes, Centrarchidae.
GUUUACAGCCCGUGUGCCGCCACACGGCAGACUGCGCUGUACGCGGCCUCAUAUCAUUUAUAAAAAUAAUAAUUACUAAGUUGAAAGUGUCGAUCAGACGGCUAAUGGAGGCGGGAGAGGAGCUCGGUCGAUGUGUUUAGGCCUGGGACAACAGUUUGAUCUCCACAGGGAGGAAUCGUGCACCGAUGCCCGUUUAAAUGGAUGCUAUGCUUGUGUAGAUGUGACGCUGUGUACGUGGAUGACAUCUAAAUGAAAGCUAACGGCGACAGGAGUGUAAUGCACGCGUUCCUGUGAUGCCCCAGGGUGGGCUGAGCUGGUCGGGGUUGCGAUGCCUUACGUGGACCGACAAAAUCGCAUCUGCGGUUUUCUGGACAUCGAGGAGAUUGAGAGCAGCGGCAAGUUCCUGCGGCGAUACUUCAUCCUGGACACUCAGCAGGGCAACCUGCUGUGGUACAUGGACAACCCUCAGAAUCUGCCUAAAGGUGCAGAGAACGUGGGAUCUCUCAAACUCACCUACAUCUCCAAGGUCAGCGAUGCCACCAAACUCAGACCAAAGGCAGAGUUCUGCUUUGUUAUAAAUGCGGGAAUGAGGAAGUUUUAUCUGCAGGCCAACGACCAGCAGGAUUUGGUGGAAUGGAUCAGUGUUCUCAACAACGCUACCAAGAUUACUGUGCCAAAGCCAGGCGAGGGCCACACCGCCCACAUAGAGUUUCCCCAGGAAGGACUUGGAGCCAUGAAACAGGUCUCCUACAAGACUGAGAUUAUAGGAGGAGUCCCUAUCAUCACCGCUACACAGGAGCAGGGCGAGGGGCAGAACGGGGCAGAGCGUGGGGGUUUGAAGCGGGGUCAGAAUCAACUGCCAUACUUCCUGUCCAGGGGAAUGCAGGACCAGGCCAUGAUCAAGGUCGGAUACUGCGUCAAACAGGGAGCCUUGAUGAAGAACUGGAAGAGGAGAUACUUCAUGCUGGAUGAAAACGCUCUGAGCUACUACAAAUCUGACCUGGAAAGGGAGGCUUUGAGAGUCAUCCCAUUGAAGGAGAUUCACAAAGUUCAGGAGUGCAAACAGAGUGAGCUGAUGAUGAGGGACAACCUGUUCGAGAUGGUCACCAGCUCCAGAACCUUCUACAUACAGGCUGACAGUCCAGAGGACAUGCACAGCUGGAUUAAGGCCAUCUCAGGGGCGAUCGUGGCUCAGCGUGGCCCCGGACGCUCGGCUAACACUAUCCGUCAGGCCAGAAGGCUGUCCAGCCCUUGUAUACAGAGGUAUACGCCGUUCUGCAGUGGUGAAUGCAGCACGAGCACAAUGACCUCUCUUCUGCUUCCACCUGCUGGUACCCCUAUGAGGAACUACACCACCCACAAUCCUCCUCCAGCACCGCCACAGCGGGCCCUCAGCCUCACGCUGGACACGCACCACCAGGACAACUUCCUGGGCCUGCUACCGUGGAGGCUAAGCGGCGUCCAGUCGGUGAUGCUGCCCCUCCCCUCGGCGCGCUCCCGCCUGUCACUGCAGGAGACGGUGCGGUCUUCAAAGUAACGGAGGUGAAUGAGUCACCGUGGAAACAACACGGCGAAAUCAACCAGCUGGGCUUUGUUGGUGGCGGGGAGAAGCUGAACACUCGCCCCGCUGAGAAUUCUGACCUUAACGUGACCCUAAUUUGACGAUGACGAACAUGAUGGUGACGAUGAUUGACAAUCUCUAAAGGACACACACACAUAUACUGCACACACUUCUACAUGAGCUCCGUGUGCUGAGGCUGAGUUCUUAAAAACUACCCGACUGGCCAAAUAAUCCUUCAACAAAACUUCCUGGGACCAUUUUCUAUAUGUGUAGAAUAGGACCUUCGUCCUCUGCUGUUUUUUCCUUCACUUACGUCUUCCUGGUUGUUAUUAACAAAGUAUGGCUCCUGGCAAACAAAAAACAUGUUGUCGUGCAAAAAAACUAACUAAUUGUUAUUGUACAGUGAAGUUUUGUUUCGGUAGGGUGAAACCUGCUCAUUGCACAGCGAUGGGCGGCUUUCAUGAUUCUUGUAAGAAACAGACAAACCAAAGUUUGUUUUUCUACAGCAGCAGCUCAGAUGUUGCAAGCUGUUUAUACUGUCUGUGUCUGACUCUGCUGAGACACUGACUAAUCCAGCUUCUCAGUUUUAAGACAAUCCCGCUCGAUGUUAUAAACUCUUUAACCCAGAAUUGUCUCUCUCAUCUCCAGUAGAAAGGCUCAUCCUGUCAAACGUGUUUUAGCGAUUUUAGAGCUCCAAAGUCCAGAUUCACUGAGGUUGCAUUUCUGGGGAUGUCUGCACAGUGUUUUCAUCUUAUUUACCAAGAAAUGUACUGCUGUUGUCGUCCCUAAUGUCUCAAAUGUCAGAAUUUCAAAAAUAAGAAGGAAUAAACUUCUUCAAGACAUAAUGAAGGUAAUUAAUGGAUUUAAAAAAGUAUUUUUAAGCCCAAGGGCCUGCUCACACAAGCAUUUAUAACAUGCAGGUUAAUUUCAGUGUAAUCGCUGUGAUUCAUCAGUGGCUUCACUUAUAGAGGUGAAGUUAUUCUGCAUGGAGCUUCUGCAUAGAGUUAAACUUUUGUGAGUUUUGAGACGAUGGUACAUCUCUCUUUUGAAUGCACUCUGGAAACAUAUUCCAUAGUCUGUGAUUGUGCUAACUAGCUUGCUAACUGGUAGGUAGCUUCCUGGUUCCAAGCCAGCUAGUUUAACGGGCUUAAGUGGUACUUCACCGAGCUUCCAGCGCCGCCCUUUCUGCAAGCCACAUUCUGGUCUGCCCGUGCACUAAGAUGCAUUUAGUUCAUAAGCUGAACAUUAAAAGUGAACAUUCGCAAAGUUUAAGUGCUGUUUCACCCAACUGCGGCAUCAUUUUGGGUUUAUUCUUUGUUUUGAUAUGAGGACUGAAAACCUAGUUGGUGUGACUGUGAUGUACUCACAGUCUAUAUCUCCAGCAGUGAAUUAUUUAAAUUUACCGUGUACAAAAUUGAUCUCAAACAAAGAGAAGAGAUGCAAAUUUAGAUUGUCAAUCUUUCAACAUUUAAAUUACCAAAGCAGUGCCACGGUACAUGACUUUGAUAAAUAACUUGACAUUGUGCACUUUUCGCUUUGCAAACCACCAGAGAAUCUGAGCUGAAGCUUUUUAAUGUUUAAGAUAAGACGACUUAAAGCAGCAUUAAUAAAAGGACCUGCUGCUGUGGACUGAAGUGUUGAGGAGCUGAUAUUCAUUCUGCUCACCACCUUUACUCACCUCACUCCUGUACAUUCAUUUUACCGCUCCUUUGUAACUCCAUCAGAUGUUGAUGUGUUUGUUUUAGUAGUUUUAGUUUAAAGAUGCGGGGAGACAAGAAACCAAACUCAUAUUGUGUAUUUUUUGAUCUGUAAAUGUUGUUUUCGGAGCUGCAGGCAGGGUUGGAAGUGUUCUUCCUGUUGGCUCCCAGGCUGCACACUCUUCGUUGGAAACUGGUUGUGGGUGUUUUUUCUGUUCUGAUGUGCUUUUGAUUAUAUUAUUUACAGUGAUGAGAUGUUUUUGAGGAAAAAGAACUACAUUUAUAUGUUGUUUACUGACUUUUAUAAACACGUGUGCAUGACUGCAUGCACACAACCACCCUGCACCCCCACUGCUGUUGUUCCCUGUUAAACGUAAGCUGGGUUAAGUGCCUGCAUUGUUCUUUCUAAAGAUUUGAUGAAAUAUGACGAGCUGUUUUGACCCUUUUUAGUGUGUACUUGAUUCUAAGACCAUGGUUCAUCUGUUUAUUAAAAGAUAUUUGAAAAUAA